AACUGUGCGUUUGGGCGAAGGGGAUCUGUGACCAGUUUUCUUACGCAAUCGUCAUUUUGUUCCUCAUUUGUCUAAGUGUUAGGGUUUUCAGAGUCGCGUUCGCGACAUUCAUCUAUCUACACAGAAUCUUGGCAUUCCUUCACAGUUUCGUUUUGGAAAAUCGGAGAAUGUCGUCAUUUUCACGCGACACGCAUCUUUUUCAGGUCUGACUUGUAACUCAGAUAGUUUCAUCAGCUGUCUUUCUCUGGCAUAUCAAAUUACAUUAGAACUAAUCGGGCUGCAAAGCAAGACAUUCUUAUUUACUUUAUUUGGAAAAAAUGACAGAAAUCUUUAGCCACACGGCAUGCAGACAAUUAUCUCAAUUGUUCCUUGCCAUAAUCUUCUUCCAUUGUUCUGAAUAUUUGCUGGCAAUGGUCAUUCAUGGGAGAUCAAGUGUGACUCUAAAGUCCCUCUUGAUAAGCAGACAGUAUAUUUUGGCAAUGUUCAUUUCAUUUGUGGAAUACUAUAUUGAGAUUGCUUAUUUACCUGAGUUAAAGGAACAAUGGGUGAUCAGUAAUUUGGGUCUGACUCUGGUUGUGAUUGGGGAAAUUAUAAGGAAGGUUGCAAUUAUAACAGCAGGGAAAUCCUUUACUCAUCUUAUAAGGAUUUAUUAUGAUGAGAAUCACCAGCUGAUUACUCAUGGUAUAUAUAGAUUUGUCCGUCAUCCAGGGUACUCUGGUUUCCUCAUUUGGUCUGUUGGCACUCAAAUAAUGCUGUGCAAUCCCAUAUCAACUAUUGCUUUUGCAGUUGUUGUCUGGCACUUUUUUGCUAAGCGAAUACCUUAUGAAGAAUUCUUUUUGAGACAGUUUUUUGGAGCUGACUAUAACGAAUAUGCGCAGCGAGUUGUGUCUGGGGUACCAUUUGUAAAAUGAAGAACUGUCAAUUCAUUGAGCCUAGGUAUAUCCUGUCACAGCCAUUCCAAGACAUCGAGGAGGUUUUGAACCGUUUUUUCUCUAAAACAGCUUUUAGCCAUGCCUGCUUUCAGUCUGUGGCUAUGCCAACCUUUCAUUAUAUGCAGCUAUGCUUGUUUGGAGCAUCUGAAAAAGAAAAAAAAAAUCCAUGUUUGGGGCUAGAUGGUGGUCAAAAUUAUGCAUUAUUCAUGGGGCAUGUAACAGACCUGCUGAUUUUACCACUGACAAUGGUUCUGGUCUGGGAUGCUUUGCUCAGACAUGCUCAAACAAGUAAAAUUUAGCUUAGCUACUAUUCAACUAGGAUUCUGUUGUUUUGGGUGUGUGUAUAAGAAUCCGAUUUUGGUGAUAUAUCAUGCUUCAACUUUUGCAC
Messenger RNA from Abrus precatorius (Indian licorice), 1320 nucleotides. RefSeq names its product protein-S-isoprenylcysteine O-methyltransferase B-like. The coding region runs from base 318 to 911 and encodes 197 amino acids. NCBI's taxonomy places the organism in Eukaryota, Viridiplantae, Streptophyta, Magnoliopsida, Fabales, Fabaceae. The transcript has 2 exons. Gene Ontology annotation, molecular function: protein C-terminal S-isoprenylcysteine carboxyl O-methyltransferase activity. Gene Ontology annotation, cellular component: endoplasmic reticulum; membrane. The record is from RefSeq and is a predicted model, not a curated record. Gene Ontology annotation, biological process: C-terminal protein methylation.